AUGGGCGGCAUACCCAACCGACGCGCGGCGGCGCAGCGCCGCUCACUACUGAAAAGUCUGCAGCUGACCUCUUUCACCAACCAGUCUGCUGAAGAGCAGGAGAGGUGCGUUCGACAGCUCUAUGACACGGAUAUAAGUACACUGGAGGAGUGUCUGCUGCAAGUCACGCACGUCUGUAUCACGCACUCGAACCCAAACGCGCAGGAGCUGCUACAUAACUUUAUGCUCUGGCUUGCCGGCCGUUCGCUGAACAUUGCGCUUCGCCUUGCGUGGACUGUGGAUGCCGUAUCAACUUUCUAUAGUUCUACUGGGUUUGCGGGGCGACUCAAACACAUUCACGACAAGCUCGAGAGCUACGCCAUCAAUCAAGGGCAACCAGCCAUUCCUUCCGACGGCACCAGCGGUGGCGAUGGCAGUCUGACCUCCAGCGACCCCGAGGAGGGCCUCGGCGACGUGGAUGCCAGUGUCGUGCAACGGAAGGAGGUGCGCCUUAAGCUGUACAACGACGAGCGGACUUUUGUGACGACCUUGACGAACCUGAGCAAUACGCUCCGCCUUUUUCCAGAUCGCAACUCCCGUAAAGAAGAGCUGCGUAACAGUCUGCAAGUACUGAAUCAACGGCUAGAGUCCAUGCGUCUCGUCCACCCGCUCUGCACCAGCAGCGAAUCUGUACAGUGGAUUGUGAACAUCUCCGUUGAAGAGUGCACCGUUUUCUCGUCACGCGAGCGGGCGCCUUACCUGAUUCGCUACGAGGUCAUCGUAGACGACACAGCGACUAUGCAAGACCCGACCGUGACGCGGCUUCGUCAGCCUGACGGACGCUUCCGCGUCCAUGCAGACUCCGACGAGAUCUUCGUUCCGGCACCCCCACCGGAGUCUGAGCCACGGGCCGCAUCGCUGGUAGAGGCGGGCGGGAGCGGCACCGUGGAGGACGCCUCGCCCGAGGCACUGCAGUGCUUGCAGGCCGUGUUAGGCGAGAGCAAGAAGACACGCAUGGCGCGUGUGCGCAAGUCGUCUCCUUGGGGUGCGCACCCAAACUGGUCUAUGAACGCGAUGAUCGUAAAAGCCGGCGACGAUCUCCGGCAGGAGGAGCUGGCACUGCAGCUCAUCCACACUUUCCAAUGCAUCUGGCAGGAGGCAGGUCUGACGGUGCGUGUGAAGCCGUACGCAGCAUUCGCUACGCACCGCGACUGCGGCCUGCUCGAGAUGAUCGAGGACUCUGCGUCUAUGGAUAGCAUCAAGAAGGCGGCCCGGGUCAGCAGCAUCUACAACUACUACCUCAAGGCCUACGACGGCGAGGACUCCGUUCUCUAUCGCAAGGCGCAACAGAACUUUGUGGAGAGCAUGGCCGGCUACAGCAUCAUCUCGUACAUCCUCCAAAUCAAGGACCGGCACAACGGCAAUCUCAUGAUUCAGCGCGAUGGCAGCUUGAUUCACAUCGACUUCGGCUUUCUGUUCGUGACGUCACCGGGUGGACUGAACUUUGAAUCCGCGCCGUUCAAGUUGUCGCAGGAGCUCAUCGACGUCAUGGGUGGCGCCUCGAGCGACGCCUUCAACUACUUUCUCAUUCUUGUCUACGAGGCGCUCGCGGCGGCGCGCGAGCGCUGCGAGGAAAUUCUCGCGCUGGUCUCCGUCUUGACGCCACACAACGCAAUGCCCUGCUUUGGGGCGGACCCGGGCGCCGUCGUUCGUCAGCUGCGCGGACGGUUUCGGGCCGACCUGCUCUCGGAGGCAGACUACGCCGUUUACGUGAAGGAGCUCAUUGUGAACAGUGCCGACAACUGGCGCACUCGACGCUACGACCAGUUCCAGAGCCUCCAGAACGGGAUUCUCUAG
This is a messenger RNA of Leishmania mexicana MHOM/GT/2001/U1103, 1836 nucleotides long. Its product is annotated as putative phosphatidylinositol 4-kinase. Gene Ontology annotation, biological process: phosphatidylinositol-mediated signaling; phosphatidylinositol phosphate biosynthetic process. The coding region runs from base 1 to 1836 and encodes 611 amino acids. Lineage: Eukaryota; Euglenozoa; Kinetoplastea; Trypanosomatida; Trypanosomatidae. Gene Ontology annotation, molecular function: 1-phosphatidylinositol 4-kinase activity. Gene Ontology annotation, cellular component: membrane; cytoplasm. The transcript has a single exon. The record is from RefSeq and is a predicted model, not a curated record.